CGGCCAGUCCAGUCUAACAUCUACCAUGUCGGGCAAGUUCUACACCAACAAGCACAACCUCCGCGCCAAGCGCGUCUUCGUCACUGCCCAGUACGCUGGUGUCAAGCUCGAGGUCGUCGCCUUCAACGCUGAGGAGAAGAACGCCGAGUUCGUUGCCAAGUUCCCCCUCGGCAAGGUCCCCGCCUUCGAGGCUGCCGACGGCACCCACCUCUUUGAUGCCGACGCCAUCGCCCGCUUUGUCGCUGGCGAGAACCGCACCCUGACUGGCGAGACCACCGUUGCCGCCGCUCAGGUCCAGCAGUUCAUUGGCUUUGCCAACAACGACCUGUUCCCCGCUGUCUGCACCUGGGUCUUCCCCAUCUAUGGCGCCAUCCCCUACAACAAGACCGCCGUCGAUGCUGCCAAGGCUGACCUCACCCACUCGCUCGGUGCCCUCAACACCAUCCUCCGCACCCGCACCUACCUUGUUGGCGAGCGCGUCUCCCUUGCCGACAUCACCGUCGCCUCCGUCCUCAUCCCGCUGUUCGAGCACGCUGCCGACGCUGCCGUCCGUGCCCAGUUCCCCAACCUCACCCGCUGGCUGACCACCCUCAUCAACCAGAAGCAGUUCCUCGCCGUCUUUGGCAAGGUCCAGUUCACCGCCACCGAGAAGCAGGCCGGCGCCGCCGCUGCCGCCGUUGCCGACAAGCCCAAGGAGGAGAAGAAGAAGGAGGCUGCCCCCGCCGCUGAGAAGCCCAAGGAGGAGAAGAAGAAGCCCGCCAAGAAGGACGACGAUGAGGAGGACGAGCCCAUCGACGAGGAGGAGAAGGAGAGCAACAAGCCCGAGUUCCAGUUCACCCUGCUCCCCAAGUCCAGCUUUGACCUCGACGGCUUCAAGCGCAGCUACUCUAACGAGGACACUGCCACCAAGGCCAUCCCCCACUUCUGGGAGCACCUCGACCGUGAGGGCUACUCCAUCUGGCGCUGCGACUACAAGUACCCCGAGGAGCUCAAGAAGUGCUUCAUGACCGCCAACCUCAUCUCUGGCUUCUUCCAGCGUAUCGAGAAGCUCCGCAAGUUCGCCUUCGGCUCGAUGUGCAUCUUCGGCACUGACGACAACAACCAAAUCUCUGGUGUCUGGGUCACCCGUGGCCAGGACCAGAUCUUCUCCCGCGCCGACGACUGGAACGUUGAUGCUCCCUCAUACAACUGGAAGAAGCUCGACGUUAACAACGCCGCCGACAAGAAGAUGGUCGACGAGUACCUUCUCUGGGAGGGUGACGAAUUCAAGGAGCGCAGCUUCAACCAGGGCAAGAUCUUCAAAUAAAUGAAGCGGCUCUUGUUGUGUUUGUUGCUGCCCAGGAGUCGCUGUCCAGUCUUUGGUUGAUUCUCGUUGGUUGGAUGGUUGCUUUUUGAGCUACUUUGAACGCGCCAAAAAUAUAUCUGUUAAUUAGUCA
This is a messenger RNA of Capsaspora owczarzaki ATCC 30864, 1436 nucleotides long. Its product is annotated as eukaryotic translation elongation factor 1 gamma. Lineage: Eukaryota; Filasterea; Ministeriida; Capsasporidae. Gene Ontology annotation, molecular function: translation elongation factor activity. The record is from RefSeq and is a predicted model, not a curated record. The coding region runs from base 26 to 1306 and encodes 426 amino acids. Gene Ontology annotation, biological process: translational elongation. Gene Ontology annotation, cellular component: nucleus; cytoplasm. The transcript is spliced from 3 exons.